Stegastes partitus (bicolor damselfish) is the source of this 3959-nucleotide messenger RNA. RefSeq names its product GTPase IMAP family member 4 (gene gimapl). The coding region runs from base 78 to 887 and encodes 269 amino acids. The record is from RefSeq and is a predicted model, not a curated record. NCBI's taxonomy places the organism in Eukaryota, Metazoa, Chordata, Actinopteri, Pomacentridae. Gene Ontology annotation, molecular function: GTP binding. The transcript is spliced from 3 exons.
AGGAAGUCCUCCGGCUAACGAGCCGCCCGAAGUCACACAGGACCCAAGAAAGACCAACACCGGGAAUAAAACGGAGUAUGGAGGCGAAUAAACCAACUGAGACGGCAGCCACAAAUGCUUCUGGAUCGGAAGAGGAGGCCAAAAAGGCAGCAGCUGCAGCCAAGAUAGCCAACCGUCUGCCUGAAAUCCGUCUGGUGGUGGUGGGCUGGAGGUGGCCGGGGAAGAGCUUAACAGGCAACACCAUCAUAGGCCGAGAGGAGUUUCGCUUGGAACGAGCGGCCGAGUUCUGUGUCACGAGGCAGACGGAGGUGCAGGGUCGGCAGGUGACUGUGGUGGACACUCCAGGCUGGUUCUCUGCCCAGGAUACCCCCCCUAGCUACAAACAGGAGAUAGUCAGGGGAGCCUCUCUUUGUCCUCCAGGUCCACAUGCCUUUUUGCUUUGCAUCCCAGUUGGCAUGUUCACAGAGUUGGACCGUGCUCGCAUUGAGGAGCAUGUCAGCCUCUUUGGGGAAGAUGUGUGGAGGCAAACGAUUGUGGUGUUCACCUGGGCUGAGGUAUUGCGGAGCAUUUCCAUCGAGAGGUAUAUUCGGAGGGAGGGCAAAGAGCUGCAGUGGGUGCUGGAGAAAUGUAAGCGCAGGUACUUUGUUAUCAACAACUGCAUAUUUGGGGAGCAUCCCCAGGUAGGACGCUUAAUGGAGAAGGUGGAGAAGGUGGUGGCAGAGGAGGGGGGCCACUACAAACCAGUGGAGGGGGAGAAGGAGGAGAAGAAACCUCUGGAUGAGAACCAAAAUCCAACCAGAGAUGUCCAGGAGCUGGGGGCCCGACCCAAACAGCAGUCUGGACUGGGUGUGUCAAAAGCCAUGGAGGUGGAACCGCUUCCAAAUUAACAAGACGCUUUUGGCCGAUGGACCCACGAGUCGCGGAACCUCCCCCUUCCUGUUCUGAUGGCAAAACUGCUUAUGUGACAAACAGAAAAGGGUAAAUUACUGAAAUGUUACUGAAUGUACAAACCAGUGUGAUUGAUUCUAUUUAUUUUUAUAAUCAGACAUGUUACUGCGUGUUUUCGCUGUGUGCAUUCUUGAUGAUGCAUACACUGUCACUGUUAUAUAAGAGGCCUUCUCAACAUAGUCCCCUGGGUUCAUGCUGUCUGCACAUUUAUUUACCCAUUUUAACCUGUAAUGAUAUUUGGAAAACGUAUGUAAAAGUGUCUUGAGCACUGUGUGACAGAAAGGAUGUAUUUAAAUCUACAACAACGAAGCACAGGCUGUUACACAGAAAGUAGCCACCAUUUUCAAACCCAGUGUGUACACUCCUCAGUCAUGGCAGAUACCAAUGGCAGAACUGCACUACUAAACUGUUGCUAUAACAUUCUGUUGAUGACUGUUAAAGAUAUUGUUUUUCCCAUUUGUUGUGACCAAACUGUAAAUGCUUUUCUUUUGCUGCCGUGUUUAUUAUACAGCUAUGUGUGUACAGUUGUAAAGCACUUGAACAGUUAGGGAUUUUUGUCUGAUGUGUGUUGCUUUUUAAAGUAGUUAUUGAGUUUCUUAUAAAUAGAUCUUUUAGAUGAUUAUACUACUUUGUGGCAAAGGGAUAUAUUCAAGGAAAUGAUGUGCUAUCCUAUAGGACUUCUGAGUAGUAGAUUGAUCUAUUAGUCACAUAGUUAACUAGUUUGAUGAAACCAUGUUAAACUAAAAAUCCCAAAUAAUCACCAUUUAGGAUCCUCAACUGUUAUUUUGUGCUUCUCUUCUUUGUUGAUAAUCUGUUUUAAAAUAAAUAUCUUUGGGUUAUGGACAAAACAAGCAAUUUCAAGUUGUAAUAUUUAGUUGUAGAAGACCAUAAUAGGUAUUUUUGGCAUUUAAAAUCAUUGUUUUUUUAAGUACAUAGACAAAAUGAUUAAUCAAAGAUGUAGCAAUACUAUGUGCCUCCCAUCAUAGUGAUGCAAUUGUUUUUCAGGUAAACUGAGGGUUGAUUGACAGUUGAUUACUGUUCUACUGUUUAAAGCUGACAAUGAACUGUUUGCAGACUCUAAAACAAGGGCUCAGUCUCCAUGAUGAAAGUGUUUGGCAGCUGUUUUUGUGGGACACGAGAGGUUUCUCAGGGGAACACUUGUGUGGCACCUAAUGAGGGGACAUUUCCAUCCAGGAAAAGCUAGAAAGACGACACUUCAAGAACCUUGUCAUUGUUUUCCUUUACAAGCCACGCUUAGAGCUGACCACUGAAGUGCCUUUCUUUUUGCCUCUUUGCAUCAAAGCUCUUUUGUGCAGCAUUUCCACUUUAUAAUCACAUCUUUUAACUUUCUCAGAAACAUUUUUGUGAUCAUUAGUAGUGCUAUGCAGCAACAUUUGUAUGAAUAAAACAACGCUUUGAUUAUUUCAUGCACAUGUAUUAACAAUAUUCCACUAAUUUACAUGCACAUGGACAAAGCAGAUCAUACUGAAUAUAAAGCACAUCCUUGUUGAUACAAACUGCAUCAGAUGCUAAGCGUACGUGUUGUUUGUUUACAAGAAAGCUGUCGGUCACAUUUGUUUUUAUAAAAGGGAGAACUUUGGUGGAAUCUAGUGUAGUUUUUAGCUUCUAGCAGGACAGCAAACCUUUAUGCUUGCUGUAAUUGUAUAGUGGGCACCAUUGGGUAAGCAUGAGAUAGAUAAAAUGGGGGCAUGUUGUCAGGGCAGCCAGAUUAAGUGCUCUUCUGUGAGCAAUCAGCGGGACUCAUUAAGUGCUUUUUCAAGGAGAUUGUAGCUCCUUCUAACAGGGAAGAGUCAGCUGCUUUAGACAGACUCUUGAAUCUUCCAUUAGGAGGCGUGGAACUGUUCUAAUAAGCCCUUGACUACUCCCUCCUCUUUGUAAUCUGUGCAGAGCUCCGGAUGAAUCAGGUAGUUGAAAUACACUAACAUAGUUGCGUAGCGUGUUUUGUAAACCAGUUUAUUUCUACCUUUAAUGGGGCAAAAAGCAAAUACCUGCCUUGAACAUAUCCCUCUACUACACACCUCUAUAACUGCCAGUUUUACUCACUUGUACUCUUUGAGAUGCUGUUAGGUUUAGAUUAGCUUAACUGGGUGUAAAUCAGGUACGAGUAGAGCAGCUGGGAUUUCCAAAGUUGGAAAUCCUUGCCUUCAGUUUUUAGUUCUUUGUAAAAAAAAACUGCUGGUUUUCUUUCUUAUCAUCAAAUUUGGACCUUUUAUUCCACUGGGAGACCUGGUGACCAAAAUAGCUGAAUAGAAAACCAGCAAGGUCCUGAGAGCCUUGAUAUAAAUAAAACAACUGAAUUAAAACCAAUUACUAUGAGAAUGCUCUGUAUACUAUAGGUCUGUUUCUUAGAUGUAGCCAUUAGUGUUUUGUUCAUCUUCACGAGUGAGUACAGCAGAUUCUAUUGUACACUCAGAUGUGCACUAUGACUGUUUGGGUCAAUACUGAAGCCAGAGGAAGGAAAGAGGUCUACUGUAGACCCGUUUCCUGCAAGUCCCUGAGGAGUAGAUUUAAGGAGUUGAAUAGUUCAAAACACUGCUGCAGACGUGGGAAAAUAUGUGUAUUAUUUAAAGGGAGAGACUCUUUAAAGUUAUGGCAACAGAAUUAACACAUUGACUGAACAAAAAAAGAUUUGUAACAAGUAAAUGGCUACUGUAUAUAUAUGUAUAUGUAGGACACUGGCUAAAGCUGCUCUGAGGCAUGUAACCUGAUAUAACACACCUUUGUAGCAGUGUGUCUUCCUGCGUUGACCUUGUUUUGCUUUGUUCCCAUGAUGCAUUUCUGAGUCAAGCAUCUGAAUCAAGUUACAGUUUAGACAUUCAUGAAUAAAGACGAGUCACGUCUCUGUGCUUUCGCUGCGGCCCAUGCAGCGUGUCCUUUUGACCGACACUAUUUAGGUUCACAUGUAAUUAAAAUGGAACAGCUGUGUUGUACCAAGAGCUGACUGUUUUUGUUUUCUGUUAGGUCCAAAUAAAUGUCUAUAUUUUGAUGUA